Ostreococcus tauri is the source of this 429-nucleotide messenger RNA. Its product is annotated as Ionotropic glutamate receptor. NCBI's taxonomy places the organism in Eukaryota, Viridiplantae, Chlorophyta, Mamiellophyceae, Mamiellales, Bathycoccaceae. The record is from RefSeq and is a predicted model, not a curated record. The coding region runs from base 1 to 429 and encodes 142 amino acids. The transcript has a single exon.
AUGCGGUCGCCCCGGCGCGACCGCGCGAACGCGCUCGGUCUCGCCGCCGUCCUCGGCGUCGUCGCGAGCGCGAGCGCGACUCGGAGCCUCGAUUGGUGCGCCAACGACGGCCAAGGACUCUCCACGUCGCUGACGACGUCGAACGGAACGUCAACGAACGCGCGGUGGAAGAAUAAUUUCGUCGCCGAGUUGUUGGUCGGGAAAACGCUCAACGUGGCGGUGAUCUGGGAUCCCGGAGUGGUGAAGGAAGGGAAGGAGGAGCCGACGGAUUCGACUCAUCCCGGAUACGCGACGGCGCCGAGCUCAUUGUCAUUUGCGAGGACAGCGACCCGUCGAACACGUGCGAUGAUUGGCUCGGGGGACGCGAUUGGGCGAUAUUCAACGAAGUCGCCGACCGAGGGAACUUUAACGUGCGGUGGACGCUGUUGA